Molecule: messenger RNA, 936 nt
Organism: Phaeoacremonium minimum UCRPA7
Lineage: Eukaryota; Fungi; Ascomycota; Sordariomycetes; Togniniales; Togniniaceae
Exons: 3
Coding region: 1-936 (311 amino acids)
Source: RefSeq, a predicted model, not a curated record
AUGAUAGACCACACCCAAUUCCACGAGGUCUUCAAGCCCGACCUUGGCUCGCCGUAUGACCAAGACUUUGUACGGGAGGUCGAGGUGCAGCGCAAGAGCUUCAAUGGAGUCCUAUUCAUCGACAGGGUGCUGAAGGCACUGGGAAUCACCAAGUCUAAGGCAUAUCCCCCGAAAGGCGACAGCGGCCUGCACACGCUGCACCGAGAAAUCUGCGAGAGCAAAAUGUCUAGCCACCACAAGCUGUCCGUAUUCUUCUACCUGCUCCUCGACUUCGACGAGGGCCUCGGUUUGCAGGGUCGCUCCAGUGCUGCGGAGAGCUUCGCGACGCGGUCAGGCGUCCCAACCAAAUACCAGAUCUUCAUGCGCGGGUUGUGGGACAUGGACCGUCAUCAGUUUCAGCUCGCGUUGGAGAGCCUGUCGCAUCCCUCCCUCCUCCCCGAAUUUGCCGAUGAUAUUAUCAUCGUCUUGAUCCGUCACGCCGAGAACAACGACUAUAGCCUCCCACUUGCAUACUACCAUACCGUCCAGCCCGUUCUCAAGACCUCCGCCGCGCUUGAGCACCUCUUCGGCGCAUUGGCUAGAACCAGUGUCACAGAAGCAUUCUACUUCUCCCGAAAGCAACCUGAGAACGCGCGGCAGCAACUAUUCCAUCAACUCAUCUCGGCGGUCUUGGACGGAAGAGGCAGCCAAGACGUUGCUACAAGAGCCACCGAACUCGUCAGCCUACCCCUAGACGGAGCCGAGGAGCAGUGGUUUAACGAAUACCUGACCACCGGCGACGGACGAAAGCUACGGAAGGCCAAGGAUACCGUGAUUAUGCGAAAGGUUGUUACUGGAAAGCAUAGCGAGUCCGCGAGCGAGAAGAAUCUUGGUGGGCAGUGGGGCUUGGUUUUGGAUGGCUUCAAGAGCGGCAUGGGAAACCGUGUCAAAUCAUGA